Lynx canadensis (Canada lynx) is the source of this 2477-nucleotide messenger RNA. It is a transcript of the gene TMEM144, whose product is annotated as transmembrane protein 144. Gene Ontology annotation, biological process: carbohydrate transmembrane transport. Bases 735 to 1781 code for a protein of 348 amino acids. The transcript has 12 exons. NCBI's taxonomy places the organism in Eukaryota, Metazoa, Chordata, Mammalia, Carnivora, Felidae. Gene Ontology annotation, molecular function: carbohydrate transmembrane transporter activity. Gene Ontology annotation, cellular component: membrane. The record is from RefSeq and is a predicted model, not a curated record.
UUUACAAAGGAUUACUGAUUAUACUGAUUACAAGUGAUAUCUUGUGAUGUCACGAGAUGUUAGUGACCUUAGUGGUUCAGAUGAAUUUCUUGAUAGUGAAAGCAAAUUCAGUUUUCACAUAGCCUUUUACGAUUGUGUGAAAUUCCUUGGCCUUUUGUUUCAUCCACGAACAGUACAAGAUACUACCAAGCCCCGUGACAUUUAAAUGGUGACACACAAAGAGCUCCCUGAGCAAUCACCUCCUAAAAUACACAAAAGUCUUUCUAGUUUGCUGGUUGAUUGACAGAUGGUCUGAGGACGCCUUCUCGGAGCCACGUGAGUCACAAGACCUUGCACUCCGGUGCUGGAGAAAGGUGUUUCCUAACCUGCUGCCCUCGGCUGCCUCCGGGUCUCUUUUAUUAGAGCGCUUCCUCCUCCACUCGUCGGUCUGUCUGCAAUUGUCCCCACAGGAAGUAGUGGCUGGCCGGGCAGUCAGGUCGAGCCGAGGCAACAGACUUCUGAGUCAUAGGUGCUAGAACCCUCCCUUCUCCCGCCCAGUCACAGGUAACUCACCCAGCAGGAAGUAAAGGCUGGCCGCGCUGGCAGCAGAGAGGGCAGGCGGGCGCACCCGCACGGUGGAGGCUUCGGCGGGGGCUGUGCUGGAGGGAGUUUCAGCGCCAGCCCUGAGCGCAAAGCUCUUGAAAAGUGCAUCAAGUCUAAAGUGAACCGGCUCACUCUUGGGCAGUACUGGAACCAUGAGCAAUAAUGGAACAGACUUAACCACUGGUUUCAUCUCCUCUUCUGUGGCUGUCCUUUUGUUUGGCUCAAACUUUGUACCACUCAAAAAAUAUGAUACUGGUGAUGGAAUGUUUCUCCAGUGGGUACUUUGUGCUGCCAUAUGGAUGAUUGCCCUGGCGGUCAAUCUGAUACUACAUUGCCCUAAAUUUUGGCCUUUUGCAAUGGUUGGGGGCUGCAUUUGGGCAACAGGGAAUAUUGCUGUUGUCCCAAUUAUCAAAACCAUUGGUUUAGGCCUUGGAAUAUUAAUCUGGGGAUCUUUUAAUGCCUUAACUGGCUGGGCAAGCUCAAGGUUUGGCUGGUUUGGAAUGGAUGCAGAAGAAGUGUCAAAACCAGUGCUAAAUUACAUUGGAGCUGGAUUAUCGGUAGUAAGUGCUUUCAUAUUUUUGUUCAUCAAAAGCGAAAUACCAAGCAGCACGAGUUCUGUGGACACCACACCGUUAAUGACAGAGCAUGUGAUCAACAAAAUUCAAGAUCCCUGUCGUGACUAUUCCUGGGUGGAUAAACUCUCUACACUGCAACAGCGCAUAGUGGGCUGCAGUCUUGCAGUGAUAUCUGGAAUACUCUACGGGUCUACGUUUGUGCCAAUCAUUUAUAUAAAGGACCACAGCAAAAGAAAUGAUAGCAUAUACACAGGGGCAAGCCAGUAUGAUUUAGACUAUGUUUUUGCACACUUCAGCGGCAUCUUUCUUACAAGUACAGUCUACUUUUUCGCCUACUGUAUAGCCAUGAAAAAUAACCCUAAGCUAUAUCCUGAAGCAGUCUUGCCAGGUUUCCUGUCAGGAGCUCUUUGGGCAAUAGCUACCUGCUGUUGGUUCAUAGCUAACCACUCUCUCAGUGCUGUGGUCAGUUUUCCAAUAAUCACUGCUGGUCCAGGAUUUAUAGCUGCAAUGUGGGGUGUCUUCAAGUUUAAGGAAAUACAGGGUCUACAAAACUACCUAUUGAUGAUAUUUGCAUUUUGCAUCAUCUUGACUGGAGCAUUAUGCACGGCUUACUCUAAAAUCUAACAGGCAUAAGACCAGCAGAUGGCAGCAGUGGGUAAGAGAACACCACUACGGGACUCCACAAAUAUGCCAAGGACAGAGUUCAUUUUCAUACAGCAAAUGGAUCUCCACUUGUCUUGGACUGGGUAAAUGAUUUUUUUCCCCACAAAUGUGAAAAUAAAGAAAACUAAGUUUCAGUCAAGUGUAAAAAUGAAAAAAUCUGCUAAUGAACUAUUUAUGAAGGGAAGACUUUCCUGGGUGACUACAAUGUCUGCAUUCUCACAGCACUAGAGUGCUCCUUUUACCACAAUAUGGACUCAAUGGGCAAGGCAACUUAUGCUUGUUGCAUAAGCUACAAAACAGUAUGGAGUUCAUAUACACAAAGAAUUUUAUAUAUGUCCAAGUUUCCAACAUGUUACCCUCAUUAAUGAAGAGAGGAAGAAAAAUGUUGGGGAGAGAAAUAGAAGACCCACCUUAUAAUGGAAUUCCAAAGAUAUUUAGAUCCUUUGCUAGAAAAAGUAAAUGUCACGGUUGGUCACUGAAUGUUAAAAAGGCCAUUUCAUUAUUUUUAGCCCAACCUUAUUUUUACUUCAAAUUAAUAUUGCACAACUCUACAUCACCCACUGGUCUUAGCUCAGAAUGCUCUUGAUUAUCUCCAGAUAAAAUCCUCUUCAGAGAAGAAAAAUUUCCCACCGUUGGGAUUAUAUGUAUAAUACAUAU